AUGGCCUACAACUUCUGCAGUGGCUACCGGAGUCCGCUCUUGAUGACAGACUCGUCCCAGCGAUUGUCCUUAGGCAGUCUAUUAUCUAAAGCCCCCUCUAAGGCCUCUGACCGCGUGCCCUUCUAUACGCUUCCUCCCUCGUCUGCAUUGAGAAACAAAUUACUGCCCUAUGAGGGGCUCGCUACACUGCCCUCCGGACCAGCAAGCCCCGUCUUGACGUCUUCGCCUCGACCAGCGCUCGAAACGUAUCACCAUCCACGGUGCUCGAAAGGUCCUCCCAAGACUACACUGUUUGAGCGUAGUCGGCAUUAUAAUGAGAACGAUCUGAGUGAACCGGAACUCCCCAUUCUCUCAGUUUCCCAAUACGAGCCUCUCGCCAAGUCCACUAUUGAACUCUUGUACCUCAACCAUAUGAAACUGUCCAUAUGGCCUCCACGCGAUAUCUCCGCCAACCGCAUCACUGUUCGCAAGUUUUGUAGACGGCGACGGGAUGAAGAAGACCUGAUAAUCGAGUUUCCACAACCAAUGAAUUUUGUGAGCUGCCUUCUCCUCAAGGACAUUCCAUUACGCAAAGCCCUCCAGCCCUUUGUUUUGCUGGCUCUAAGGAGCUUUUAUGAGCCAUACAGGAGCUACAGGAGCCGAAUCCGUCUUUCAGAGCUUAUUCAUCACCUCUUGAAGGACCUCACUGAUCUUUAUUUUCUCGUUCUUUCUCUUCAUGCUUUAAACCUCAACAUGUCUGCUUGCCGUUUUACAUAUCCUGGUGGGAGGCUAAUUGGAUCGUCGCCAACUGAGCGAUCCUCGCUGCGGAAGUUGAUCCAGGAACAGCGACCGAAUCCAAGUUGGGCCUAUUAUAUGAAGAGAUAUCCACAGAUGGGUGGCUUCAAAAAGGAUGAGUUGGAGUCAGCAGCCGUGAAACUUCCAGGGAACCUGAUCUUUGUAUUUCGAAGUUAUGCUGAGGGAGCGUGA
Molecule: messenger RNA, 966 nt
Organism: Aspergillus luchuensis
Lineage: Eukaryota; Fungi; Ascomycota; Eurotiomycetes; Eurotiales; Aspergillaceae
Exons: 2
Coding region: 1-966 (321 amino acids)
Source: RefSeq, a predicted model, not a curated record